Bombus impatiens (common eastern bumble bee) is the source of this 2646-nucleotide messenger RNA. Its product is annotated as leucine-rich repeat-containing G-protein coupled receptor 5A-like. NCBI's taxonomy places the organism in Eukaryota, Metazoa, Arthropoda, Insecta, Hymenoptera, Apidae. Gene Ontology annotation, molecular function: protein binding. Gene Ontology annotation, cellular component: plasma membrane. The record is from RefSeq and is a predicted model, not a curated record. The transcript has 7 exons. The coding region runs from base 743 to 2272 and encodes 509 amino acids.
AUUUCUCUGUUUCUUAUACGAUAUCCUGCCUUGUAAUGCAAAAUUGUCGUAUAUUCAAUAUUUAAUCCUAACAAUGUCAAAUUAGUACUUCGUGUCAGCUGAGGGCGCUAGUGACGAAACACAGUGGAGUGGAUAGUCUGUGAGAGCAGCGAUAUAUUUUGUUGGCCAAUUCGUAGUAGCUUUCGCAAACCGGUAGAUGACUGUGAUUUUUAGUCCAUUCCGAGUGAUUUUGAGCAGCAUAGAGUUGUAGGUACAUCGAUGAAAAAUCGACUUCAGGUAAAAACGUAAUUACGCCGAUAAAUGCGGCGUGGUCGGUAAAGGUGAGGCAGCUGCAAUGCCAUACCGUAUGCUUGUCAUGGCGGCAUGGAGGACGAGCAAUGAAAAUGGCCGGAAGAUGCAAGGGGCAGUGGGGAGGGAUGGUAAGGCCGAAUAGAAGGCAGCGGUCCACGCGUUCUCAGCAGCCUAUCCUAGAUUUAUUUCCGUGGAUGUUGCGCAAUAAACGCUAUACUGUUAGCUCACUGAAUGCUACCCCUCGUUUAACUUCGAAGAGAUGCCAAGGGCUAGUGAGUAACAUGUUAAUUGUCAUCGGCUGCCAUUCUUUUCAUCGCAUAAAGGAGCGCGAUUAUGUUCGCCAUGUAUAUGCGCUGUAAUGUAAUUUCUCGCUGUCAAUGUAAUGGAGACUUAGUCAUCCUUGUAUUAUAUUAAUGCACCUCUUUAACGCUAUCCACGUUUUGGCGUUCACAUGGAAACGCUUUCCACACGGGGAAUUUCGAAUGAAAGAAGGCGCACGGAAUUUUUACGGAAGGUUUUUAUCGGUUUUCAAGAAUCAGUAAAUGAAAAUAAAGAGACUGAGGAACUUUAUUUUUCUAAAAACGUGAUUGCUUCAUAUGUUUUUCAUUGCGGAAAACACAUUGUUUCUGUCAAAAAAAAAAUAAUGGGAACGGUAAGAAAAUUGAGACGAUACGAUGACGUAUCUCAAUCGUUAACACAUUUAUCCACGAUAUCCAUCCAGUCAUGUUGCAAGAUAAGAUUACAUUGGCGGGGCAAUCACGAGCCACAAGAAAACGCAAUAAUCUCUAUCAGAAUUUUGACGCGACAAUGCUCGUCGUUUUGCGUGUGUGACACUUGGUAUGGUUUGGAGCGCGCUUCUUGUGUGGGCCGCCAUCUUUACAGUAUACAUACAGGUGCACCGAACAACGUGCAAGCACUCGACUUAUCGGAUAAUGUGAUAUCACUUUUAAGUAACUUCGAGUUAGCGGAUGUUGGAAUGACGAAAUUAAAGUACCUUAAUCUUUCUGAGAAUGCAAUCAGUGAAAUCGGCCUAAAUGCUUUCGAUGGCCUUACGAAUUUAACGAUCUUGGAUCUAUCGAAAAAUAGACUCCAUGAUAUUUCAGAUGAAGUCUUUGAAAGGAACAGAAAUCUACGAAUCUUAAUACUAUCGAAAAAUAAUUUCAAUUCGCAUGUACCGAAAUUACGAUCCUCUUCGUUAAUGGAACUAAGUUUGGAUUCAUGUCAGAUUAGUCAUUUACCUCCAGAUACGUUCAAUGGACUCACGCACGUUCGUCGUCUCGAUCUUUCAAAUAAUUUGAUGAUUCAGAUGAGUACCAUCGUCGUGCAAACAUUGCAUGUUUUGAACAAAUUAUCGUUAGAAGGAAAUCCAUGGUCUUGCAAUAAAAUUAUGUUUGAGUUACAAACAUAUCUCAAUACUAAGAGCAUCGAAUUCAACGAAGUUUGCGGUAAGAAAAUUAACGUAAAAAAAUUCGAGAAAAUGAUUAAUCUUCCCACAAAAUCACGUAGUUAUCAUCAUUUGGCAAAUGCGAGUAUGCUUUUUGAUGAAACUAAAUCGGUAACGGAAUAUAAUGUAUCGAAUACACUGAAGGAUAAAAAUCUGUCAACAUGUGAACAAAUGAUAAACCAAAUGCAUGUUGUCGAUUAUAAAUCUGUAGUAUAUUGGUUUCUUCUUCUUGGUUUUAUACUUGGUAUUUCAAGUGGAGUAUUCAUUUCUUAUAUUUGGUUGUCGAGGAUGUGUUUGUGUAACCGAAGAUACAGGUAUCACGAACAAUUUAACGACGAAUUAAUAACCUCCCAACGACUGUCUUUGCUGGAUUCGUAUUUACAAGGACUCAUAAGUAGCGAUAGAAGUUUGAUAGAAUCUUGUCCAGGUACCCCGCCACCUCAAUAUCGCGAUGUUAUGCUACGACCUAACCUCUAUCCACCAAGAGUAUCGAAUUUAAAUAACAAUGGUAACGGAUAUGGAGAAAUGUAUACAUAACCUCAGAAGGUAACUUAUUGUUGUAGUAUGACAGAGAAAAGUAAAAAUGCACAUCACUACAUUAUUUAUUCAGCAUUGAAGCUUUAAUUUUUGUUACAUUACAUAUUUUUCAUAGAAUAUUUUUUAUAUAUGUUUGUUGUUAUGCAUCGUACAUUAACGAUUACAUCAUUGAGCAAUAACUAAUAAUUAGAUUAAUAGUAAAAUUAUUUAUGAAAAAAGAAAACUGGAUGAAAAAUUUAGUAAAUUAAUUGUCGAUAACUAAUCAUUAAUGGCUACACGUAUAUAUAUAUCUUUGUUACAUUUAUUAACAAGAACAAACACGACUUAUACGUGCAUAUAACAAUAAUGCAAAAAUAUAAAAUCAAUAGCUACAU